AUGGUCGCUGAGGCAAUCAAGACUAUUCUUUCACUUUGUGUGAUUUUCUGUCAGCAGCCGUCACGUGAUACAGAGACAACGCCACCUGCGAUAAACAAUUGUCCUGUCAAUCAAAUGGUCACGGCUAAGCCGAUGGCAAGAUACGCUAUAGCACACUGGAAAGAACCGCAUGCGUACGAUGCACACAAUAACCCACUUAAAACAAAACAUGGCGGACCGCUGCCGGGGUCAAAGGUUGUUGGCAAAAACACAGUGUUUUAUACAGCCAUAGACGAGAGUGGAAGUGCCGUGACAUGCAGUUUUUCAGUAAAUGUGGUCGUGGUUGAAUGCGAGAAUGCACUUGCCGUGACCAACGCCGUCAUUAGACGAAGUAAAGGAUACCCUCUUCUUGGGUCAUCCAUGGAGUACGAGUGUAACCAAGGAUACAUAGCUCAUGGUGACGUCAUACGGCACUGUGAACGUCACGGUGAAAUAGGUGCAUGGAGUAAAGCAGAACCAACAUGUACACCCAUUCACUGUGAUGCUCUCAUCAACCCAAAAUGGGGUGUAUACGAGUGUACGUCUGGUAACCGUUAUCUUAGUCAGUGCCGUCUACGGUGUUACCAUGGAUACAGCGUACCAAUGGGCUACAAUACACUGGUGAUGUGUAACAACGAUGAUGUUGAGCCACCACACUUCGAUUAUUGCCCGAAAGACAUCAAAGUAGUUGUGGAUGCUGCUCGUAAUGGUACCACUGUCGUGUGGAAUUUGCCAACUGCAUCUGACAAUUCACGUGACAAAGUUCAACCAGUGAGAGUGGGCGGUCCUAUGUCGGGUUCAGUUUUCAAUAUUGGCUAUUAUGGUAUACAAUACAUAGCGAACGACACUGCGGGAAAUGUUGCAGCCUGUGAAUUCCAUGUUUUAAUCACAGAACCUACUUGUCACCCAAUUACUCCGUUUCCAAGACAACGCAUCACCUGCCCGGAUGGAUUCGGUCUGGGCUCUAAAUGCUCUCUACAAUGUGCUCACGGGUAUACACUGAAUGGCAAAGAUCAAGUAAUUUGCAGGGACAGUCGUGGAAAUGCAUUGUGGGAUUGGGAGCAGCAACCUUAUUGUGCACCAAUAAUAUGCCCCUCUUUGUCGCCUCCAUUACAUGGCAGAUUACUGUGUGACAUGUGGGGUCACAAAGAGCUGUGUCGAGUUGAAUGUGACAGCGGAUAUGAAGUACCCCGAGGGUUUGACUACCCAGUAACACAGUACGUGUGUUUUCCAUCUGGUAAAUGGACACCAUCGGAUAAAGUUCCAGACUGUAUAAAAAGUAAAGAUCCUAAAUGGAGUAUUCUUCCUUCUGAGUGGUACUAUUAUACCCCAAACUGCACUGACAAUAAUUUACAGGAAACCGUUAAAGGCGAAGUUCAGAAAUACCUACAUAAAUACUUUUUACCCGAUACGUGUUCUUCAGACGUUGUCUGCUCUGUCCACGACGUCAGCAUCCGGUGUUCGCCAACCAAUCAGUACGGACUGAUUUUCAGACGUUUCAUUGGAUUAGCCUCCAUGGAGAGGUCGGCAAUGGUACCGAAAUUGAGACUUUCAAGGACCAUGUCACCUGAACAGACUUAUGGAAUGUUGUUAUUUGUUGAUUUCAAAAUCAAAGUGAGAGCCAAAAAUGUGACGGAUAGUUUUGCCGGAAGAGGACCUAUGUUUGACAGGAAUGCCCACAUAGUUGCGAAAAAGGUAGAAGAUUCAAUCAGAUCUGGUUACAUGAAUAUGUCCAAUCUCGGGAACAAGCAAUUGGAACUUGAAAAGCAAUCUUUUACGUAUGGACGUAUUGAACUUGGUUGCAGUGUUGGAUUUCUGCCACGAUAUACAAACCAUACAUGUGCGGCAUGUGGUUUGGGGACGUAUUAUAAUAUUAGUUCAGACAAAUGUGAACAAUGUUCGACUGGAUUUUAUCAAGAUGAGCAGGGUCAGACGUCGUGUAAGCCGUGCCAUGCUGGAAUGUCAACGUCUACGGUGGGAGCUACAAAUGUUGAAUAUUGUCAACCUAUGUGUGCCCCUGGACACUUUUCAUUGGAUGGUAUUCAGCCAUGCUCUGUAUGUCCUAAAGAAACUUAUCAGCCUAACUAUGGCUCUACUUCCUGCAUCAAAUGUCCUAUGGGAACGACUACACUACAAAUGGGGAUGACGUCAGUCAAAUCCUGCAGUGGAUUUGAUGUCAUGUUUUCAGCGAGCAGUGACAUAAAUUUCCCACUACUCCCAGGGGCCCCCAACGAUGUACGCAAUCUUGUAACGUUUACGUUGUCUUUUUGGAUGCAAGUGAAUUCUUCGGAAGAUAUCGUCUCGUUUGCGUAUGUGGGCGAAGAAGGAACUGGUAAAGAGCCCGAGUUAAUUUUAUUCCAAAACCCUGUCAACUUGGAAAUAGAAACGGUUGGAUACUCUAUUCUGGCGAAUAUCUUACUGGGAAUCCAACAAUGGCACCACAUGGCGCUGACUUGGAAUGGCACGCUGGGUAAAUGGGCAAUUUAUAAAGACGGUUUGUUGAUAGCGUCUGAUAACCUAUCUAAGCGUCGUGGAUCAUCAUCUAAUGGAAUUUUUACCAGCCAUUCGGUCACAAUUGGUGGUUCCUCUUUUUAUGGUGACAUUACAAGUUUAUACAUAUGGGACGUGAUACUAGAAGCUGGUGAUAUAUCGCUACUAUCAUCAUCUUGUGAAAUAUCCAAUAUAGACAGCAUUCCACCCUUGGUAACGUGGUCUGACUUUAUAAAUGGUUUGGAUGAAACAUUACCACUACGAAUGCCAUCUAUGUGUGACGAUACGAACGAGUGUGCUAGUAACCCAUGCCACGGGCAGGCUACUUGUGUUGAUGAACUGCGGUCAUAUGCGUGCGAGUGUGAACCUGGCUUUGCAGGAAAGCAUUGUGAAAUAAACAUUGAUGACUGCAAACAGAAUAUAUGUCAGAAUGAAGCCACGUGUCAAGAUGGUAUCAACAACUACACAUGUAAAUGCCCCCAUGGCUAUAAAGGACAACUUUGCGAAAUUCAAAUCAUUAAUGGACAGUGGAGUGAAUGGAGUGAAUGGAGUGAGUGCAGCCAUACCUGUAGUCAUGGCACCCAAUCAAGAUGGCGUCGAUGUGAUAACCCAGCCCCGGAUAUAGAUGGCAAGGAAUGUCAUGGUCAACGUUAUGCCCACAGAGAAUGUAACGAAGUAGAAUGCCCUGUUUGCAAAAUACCACAUCGUCCACUUCGAGGAUUCAUGGAAUGUGCCAACGUAACCGAUCAACUGGACUACAACUGUAGUAUAUACUGUAUACAUGGAUACAGAUUCAGUACACCUGUACAGAAACGCUAUUACUGUGGCAUUAGUACUGGGUACAUAUGGAGUCACGAAGGACCAGAUAAUCCACGGGCUAGAUUUCCAGCAUGCACAGAACUUGAUGUACCCAACGAGCUAGUUGUAAGCUAUCUUCUGAAGUACCCGGAUGCUAAAUGUAGUAAAAACGGCCAUACGUCAAAAACAAUAAACAAUGUGGUUGAGAAGAACGUAAACAACAUACACUGCGUGAAGAGAAAAGAAUGUCAGGUUAAAAUCAUCUCCUCCUGUGAGAAUCGCAAACGACGCGAUGCUGAAGACGGUGAUGAUGAUAUAUUGGUAGAUAUACAGCUGUCCAAAUCCGUGGACAAUACUGAAAAUGAGAUAAACGUCGACAACUACACAGGAAUCUACUACGAUAGACUGACGUCACUUAAGUCUGCCAUAGUGGAGCUGGAACACUCAGCUUCAGCAAUUAUCAAUCAAACCAAUGAGAACGCGUAUGAUGUAAUCGUCAAUGACAAGAAGAUUUCCGUCAACGCAACACUUCUGAAAACUGUUAUUACUUGUCCAAUUGGUUCAGUACAGAAUCAAGUUUUCUGUGUGAAAUGUUCCAUUGGACAUUUUUAUCGCCAUUCCUAUUGCAUACCAUGCCCACGUGACCACUAUCAAGACGAAGAGGGGACACUGAGUUGCAAAUCGUGUCCAGUUAGUAUGGUAACGGACGGUGAGGGCGCUUUUAGUAUUGAUGAAUGUACAGCCGAAAACAAAGAAUUGCACCAUACCGUCACAACAGACGCCACUACAACCGACAGCCAGGGGAAGAAACGAGAGAUUUACGGCGAAAUCCCAUUCCUUCUCACUUUCAUCAGUAUCCCUAUACUUAUCAUAAUCAUUAUAGUUUCCAUAGUUACCUGUCGAUGUUGGGGAAGGCGCGGAAGAAUCGUUAUUUGGAAACGGAAAGAAAGGAAACUUGGAGAUAAGACUAUAACACUUCGAGAUCGGGUCGUGUUAAAGUACGAUGCUGUCACUGGAGGAGAGAAAGGCGAUACAACAGACGAGGACGAAUUAGAUGAACACCAGUUGUGAUAACAUAAUAAUCAAUUUUGGUUAUUAUUUUAGCUGUGAGUGCAC
Molecule: messenger RNA, 4422 nt
Organism: Saccoglossus kowalevskii
Lineage: Eukaryota; Metazoa; Hemichordata; Enteropneusta; Harrimaniidae
Molecular function (GO): calcium ion binding
Source: RefSeq, a predicted model, not a curated record